UGAUUAGCCCAACUUCUGUCUGCUCACGCUGUCAUCGCUUUAACCUCACCUAUCAACUCAAUUAGUGAGCUGCCGCUGACUUAUUAGCCAGAGUUUCUUCGAUCGCAGCUGAUUCGGGGUCCGAUUCAGAUUCCGAUUCCCAGGCGAACUCCAAUUUGGACGGAAACAAAACCACGGUGAGCAUCAAGAAAUUCUUUCAUUCGGUUGUUUGUCAUCGUCGGGUCAAGUUGCGUCCGCAUCCGAUCCGCGUUCAACGUUUUUGUUUUCGAUUUUGUUUUCAUCUCCGAUUUUGGGUCUAUUUUAAAAAUUAUUUCGGCUGAAAGAGAAAACUUGUUUCGGUGGCGCGAAGAUGGUGGUGUUGCCGUGUGGAAUGAGGAAAAAUGUAUCGGUCUCUUGUGUGGUUGAAUGUGUUAAAAUCAAUUAGCAUACCCCAUGGGCUUCUUCUGCUGCAACUUCUGCCCUGGUGCGGUGCCUUUGUGAAUGGAACGACUGUCUUCGGACCCGAGAAGCUGCAGGCCUUCAAGAUCUUCGACGAUGAGCAGCCCAGCCAGAUCUCGGGUCGGAGCUUCGUCUGCGUCCCGCUCUUCCGGGUCUUCACCCUGGAGCUGCGCCACAAUGUUCGCCUGGCAGCCGACGAAUUCGUGGCCGUGAGUGGAGAUCACCCGGCUCUGGGCUCCUGGCAGCUGGAGAAGGCCCUGCCGCUCAAGGAGCAGGACAAGGCCCGCUCGAAGUGGUACCUCCGGGUGUGGAUCUGUGCGAGUCAGAGGUUCUACUACCGGUACGUGAUCUACUCGAGGAACGGCCAGGGCAAGCGGAUUCUGAGGAGCUGGGAGGGCCAGAGAGUGGCCAGAAUGCUGCAGACCUACGAGAUCUACCGUUCGCCGGGUCUCGACAUCUUCGGAGAGGCCUAUCCCACAUCCGUGGGCGGGGGAUUUCACGUGGAACGCGGUUGGCUGCAGUACGAGUAUGUGAUUGAGCUGAAGUUCGUCUGGCAGAAUCACCUCGAUAUAUCCGGGAUAGGAAGCAAUGCAAAAUACCGCUUGAUUUUGACCCCGCUGAAUGUGAUAGACGACACCCGGAUUGAGGUCUCCAGAUAUGCCUACAACCAAUCGUCUUUCAGACCCCAAAGCCAAAGGGGAGUGAGGUACAGCCAAGGAUCGAUUAUGGUAUUCCGAGUGUAUCAACCAUUGGACACCCAAAACGCUCUCAGGCUUUCCAUAUAUCAAGGAGCAAGAGAUGUCCAGUUGGCCGUGGGAGAGGCUUACAUAUUCCCGGAGCAAAUCAAGGGAAGCCGUGGCAUCCUGCAGGUGCCCGUUUUUGCGAGCUUCCAAAACAUCGCCAUUGGAGAGCUGACUCUGCCCCACUUGGUGGUUCAACCCAUGCCAAAAGUGGAGGCAGGUAACCUGAGGGCCAGCUUCCACCACUACUGGCCGGAUAACUGGCCUACGUUGGAUGUCGGAUAUCGAGGAAUGGGUGCCAGCUAUUUUCAGUCAUCAACUAUUCUCACUGAGAACACCAUUGAAAGUUUUUUGGCAGUGCAGAAGGCUAAAGGGGACAUGGUCCAAUUGGAUGUGCAGCUGACCAAGGACUACAUUCCCGUAGUUUGGCAUGGUUUCGGAUUCUACACCUCAGAUAGAGAUCGGUCGAUAAGGGAUCGCAUUGAUCUGCGAUUCGUACUGAUCAGGGAGCUCACCUACGCCGAACUGAAGGCCAGUCGGGUGUUUAUCCUCAAACGUUGGACCCUCCAGGAGUACACCCAUCUAAAUGUGAAGGAUGUAAAUCAAAACCAGAGAAUAUUCCCCAAGCUCUCGGAAGUCUUCGAGGCUCUACCCAAAACUUUGGGUCUUCUUGUGGAGAUCAAGUGGCCUCAACUAAUGGCAUCCGGUGUGCCGGAAUCCACGCAGGGUUUGAAUAAGAACAACUAUGUGGAUAAGAUUUUACAGACCAGCAUUUAUUAUGGAUGUGGACGUCCCCUGAUCUUCGCCAGCUUUGAUGCCGAUAUCUGCACUAUGAUCAGACUCAAGCAGCAAGUUUUUCCUGUUAUGCUAAUGAGUAUUGGGGAUUCCCACAUCUGGGAUCCCUAUAUGGAUCUGAGGACACAGAGUUACCAGCAGGCCAUUAACUUUGCUCAGUCGGCAGAAAUCUUGGGAACAGCUCUUCAUGUCGAGAACUUCCAGAACAACCAUCAGUUGGUCAACUUGGCGUUGGAUCUCCAGCAAGUUCUGUUUUUGUGGGGAAACGAUCUCCAGGAUAUCCAUCUUCUAGAGCAGUUCCGAGCAUUGGAUGUAUCUGGUCUAAUUUACGAUCAGAUGGACAGGGUGGGACCUUCCAGUUGGAAACGAUCCGACUUUUUCCGGGCACCGCAACUUCUAGAAGUAUUUGGAGCUCAGUGCGUAAUCAGCGGAAACUCAACUACCAUUCCGGGAAUAAAGCCAGCUAAACCGACUAUUUGGCCAAAGCUGAGAUAGUAUUUGGCUUUGCAGACAUCGCGCACCAGGUAGUCGUACUCCUCCCCUCGUCUCUGCACAAAAUCUGAGUCCAC
Messenger RNA from Drosophila ficusphila, 2542 nucleotides. RefSeq names its product glycerophosphocholine phosphodiesterase GPCPD1. Bases 381 to 2468 code for a protein of 695 amino acids. Lineage: Eukaryota; Metazoa; Arthropoda; Insecta; Diptera; Drosophilidae. Gene Ontology annotation, molecular function: glycerophosphocholine phosphodiesterase activity; starch binding. The transcript is spliced from 2 exons. Gene Ontology annotation, biological process: glycerophospholipid catabolic process. The record is from RefSeq and is a predicted model, not a curated record.